AUAAUGAAUUGGGGCGGUGAUGUGCACAUUACUCAGGAUCGUCUGGGUUGGGUCCAGUCCUUGUAGGGAGGUGAUGACUGAUCACACAUUUCACUGCAGAUGAGACCCCGGCAGAGCUCAUGGCUGUCAGGGACUGAGAUUGAGGAUAAAUCAAAUAAUGGGUCAAAACCAAAGCAGCAUCAAGGAGGAAAUUGACAUAGCGGACUUGCAACAAAUGUAUAAGAAGUUUGUGACGGAGUGUCCUAGCGGUGCCCUGCAUCUGCACGAGUUCAAGAGACUUUUUGGAGUAUCGGCAAACAAUGAAGCGUCGCAGUACGUGGAUUGUAUGUUCGCUUCCUUUGACAGGAAUGGGGACAACACAAUAGACUUCCUGGAAUACGUAGCUGCUCUGAAUCUCGCUCUUCGUGGGAAACUGGAACAUAAAUUGAAAUGGUCUUUUAAGAUCUACGAUAAGGACGGCAACGGCAGCGUAGAUAAGCAGGAGCUGAAGGAGAUUAUACAGUCUGUUUAUAGUAUUAAGAGGGACUGGAAAAGGGAUCCAGAUGCUCAAUUGUUGAGCCCGGACGAAGUGUGCAACAGGAUCUUCCAACUGGUGGAUGAGAACGGAGAUGGUCAGCUAACGCUAAAUGAAUUUUUAGAAGGGGCCAAAAGAGACAGAUGGGUCUCGAAGAUGCUACAGCUGGACACGACCCCCUGUACCUGGGUCAUGGAGCAGAGACGAAAGAGCACCUUAUUCUAGACAGAACAACUUGUGUUUGGUGUUUUACUAUUGUUCCCCUAUAUGUUCCCCAGUAUUGUGCUUUACAUGACCCUACACAGUCAAUAGGAAUGUCUAACAGCUCUGAUCCUACAAAUUUUAUUGAUGUUAAAGGGGGGUACUCUGCUCUUAGACAUCUUAUCCCCUAUCCAAAGGAUAAGAUGUUUGAUCCCGGGGGUCCCAGCGUUCACUUGGAGCAGUGUGUACGGGCGGCAGAGAUCGUGACGUAACGGCCACGUCCCU
Messenger RNA from Hyla sarda, 1000 nucleotides. Its product is annotated as guanylyl cyclase-activating protein 2-like. The coding region runs from base 158 to 739 and encodes 193 amino acids. Lineage: Eukaryota; Metazoa; Chordata; Amphibia; Anura; Hylidae. The transcript has 4 exons. Gene Ontology annotation, molecular function: calcium ion binding; calcium sensitive guanylate cyclase activator activity. Gene Ontology annotation, biological process: visual perception. The record is from RefSeq and is a predicted model, not a curated record. Gene Ontology annotation, cellular component: cone photoreceptor outer segment; photoreceptor inner segment.